Molecule: messenger RNA, 357 nt
Organism: Prunus armeniaca (apricot)
Lineage: Eukaryota; Viridiplantae; Streptophyta; Magnoliopsida; Rosales; Rosaceae
Source: the annotation of a GenBank genome assembly
AUGUCUCAGCAGGAGGCACAAGCGUCACCAGAUGUGAUUAUAGAUGUGAGACUCUCAGCUCUACGAAAUGAUCUGGCGAUCUCUGUACCUACAAGAGAUGUCUUUAUGGUACGUACAGUGUAUAGAGAUAGCUUGGUGUUAGUGGGGGAUGUAUUUCUGGAGGCAGAUUUGAUUCCUCUGGAUACGGUAGACUUGGAUGUUAUUCAGGGCAUGGAUUGGUUAGCCAAGCACCGUGUCUUAGUGGAUUGUUUUCGAAAGGAUGUCAUAUUCUGUAGUCCUGAACAACCUGAGGUGACCUUUUAUGGUGAGUGUAGAGUUCUUCCAUCUUGCCUCAUUUCAGCCAUGACGGCGAGAUAG